Solea senegalensis (Senegalese sole) is the source of this 2222-nucleotide messenger RNA. RefSeq names its product synaptophysin a (gene sypa). Lineage: Eukaryota; Metazoa; Chordata; Actinopteri; Pleuronectiformes; Soleidae. Gene Ontology annotation, cellular component: presynaptic active zone; synaptic vesicle membrane; synaptic vesicle. The coding region runs from base 77 to 958 and encodes 293 amino acids. The record is from RefSeq and is a predicted model, not a curated record. The transcript has 8 exons.
CUCUCUCUCUCCUCCUCUCAGCAGCAGCAGCAGAGGCAGCAGCGUCAGUGUCAGUAUCGUCACCAUCAUCUUCAGGAUGGACGUCGUAAAUCAGCUCGUGGCUCAGGGUCAGUUCCGGCUCCUGAAGCUUCCACUGGGAUUCAUCAAGGUUCUACAAUGGUUCUUCUCCAUCUUUGCGUUCUCCACGUGUGGCAGUUACUCUGGGAUGUUCCGUGUGUCAGUGGAGUGUAAGAACAGAACGGACAGUGACCUCAGCAUCGAGGUGGAGUUUGCAUAUCCGUUCAGACUUCACCAGGUUUACUUCGACGCUCCGACCUGUAAGAGCGGGGAUAAGGAGCGUCUCUUCCUGGUCGGUGAUUACUCAUCCUCGGCCGAGUUCUUCGUCACCAUCGGCGUCUUUGCCUUCCUUUACUCCAUGGCGGCGAUCAGCAUCUACGUCUUCUUCUUUGACAAGUACAAGGAAAACAACAAGGGCCCGCUGAUUGAUCUGGGCGUGACUGGCGUCUUCGCCUUCAUGUGGCUGGUCAGUUCAGCGGCGUGGGCCAAAGGUCUGUCCGACGUGAAGACGGCGACGGAUCCAGACGAAGUCAUCACGCUGAUCUCGGCCUGCAAAUCAGAGGAGACCCGGUGUCGCGAAGUCCACGACCCGGUCAUGUCUGGACUCAACACCUCUGUUGCGUUUGGCUUCAUCAACCUGAUUCUGUGGACGGGAAACCUCUGGUUCGUCUUUAAGGAGACGGGUAUCAUCGCUCCCUUCAUGCGGGCUCCGCCCCCUCAGGACAAGCCUGCUGCACCAGAAGCCUACGCCCAGCAGGGGGCUUACGAACAAGACCCUUACGCCAGCAACCAGGGCGGAUACCAGCCGGAGUACAACCAGCAGGGAUACAACCAGGACGCAGAGUAUGGUCAGGGCUACGGCCAGCAGGGGGCGCCCACCUCCUUCUCCAACCAGAUGUGAAGUGACAGGAAGCAGGAAGCGUCGGAGUGAAGAGUGGGUCGCCUGCAACCUACCCACAAUGCAACACUCCUGUCCAUCUGCUGGGUGAGGGAGGGGAAUUUAGAUGUUGAUUUGUAAAUGAUCAAAAAUAGAAGUAACAACAACAACAACAACAUGGCUGACAGGAUGGUGUUAACUUCAUAUUACUCUGUGGACAGAAUGUAUGUUUGUGAUGUAUAGAUAUCACUUUGAACAGAUAUAUAUAAUAUAGGCUGAACAGUCUCUUCAACUCGUGGAUCCGCCCCCCUGUCGUAUGCCCCACCCCCUACAUGAACCAGCCAGAGUCAUAUCAGCCAAUCACAAAGCUGUUCAAACUGGGUUCACACUGAUCAAACCAAACCAGAUUCAGAACCAGAUUGGAACCAAAUGUAACCAGAUUACAGUGUUCUCACUGACAUCACGUCCCGGCUCUUUGUCUUGCUGCAUGUAAAUAUCUGACACAGGAAGUGAUGUCAUACCAGACACGCAGUAGAAGCCAGUUUGUAGUGACUCUGGCUGGAAACUGGAUCCAAAAUGGCUCCGUGUUUGCACUCUGUGUGUGUGUGUGUGUGUGGAGACGCUGCAGAAACACAGACACGACCCUGAACGACUGUUCACGCUAAGUAGCUAAGUAGUGUUUAUUUGUUGGUUCAGUUCAUUCCUGGAUUAAAAACAAGAACUGAAGUCUUUCCAGGAAGUGAGGAAAAAAACAACCUGACGUUAGCGGUACUACUGUUAGCUUAGCUGUGUCAAACGUCAGAGGACGUCAUUAGCUAGCAUUAGCUGGUGUUAGCAUGGGUUAGCUGGCGUUAGCUCACUGGUGCUAACAGUGUUUCUGUCAGUGUCUGUUUUUAUGACGUUUCUUCUUCUGCAUGAUGACGUGUACGUGUUUCCUGCUGCUGUUGAUCAUCAGUGUGAUUCUACUUCCUGUUUACCUGUACAGGUGUGUGUGUGUGCGCGUGCAUUACCUGUCCAUCACUCUGUUUUCUCUCUCUCUCUCUCUCUCUCUCUCCCUCCCUUUUCUUUCUUCUUCUCCCUGUUCCUCCUGUUGUUCUUCUCUGUGGCGCCCCCAUCUGCCUCUGUGAUGUAACUUCCUGUGUGAUGAUGAUGUUCUCCUCAGCAUCAGUAACUAUGACGAUGGCUCUGACAGUGAUGAUGAUGAUGUAUAAUUGUGUGACUUGUGGCCCCGCCCCCUUCUUGUGGUAUUCAGUGGAAAAUUUCAAUAAAAAGACAAACUGGUCUCUGA